CGAUUCGCCCCCAAGCAGAAACCGAUUUGCGUCUUGUCACUCAAGCCAAAGCCUCACAAUGGUUCUCGCUCUGCGUCGCUCGCUCGCCAUGUCCUCGCGCGCCAUGUCCUCGCGCGUGGCCAACCGCUCGUUGGGCAUGCUGCACCAGCAGCAGAAGGCCAUGAAGCACACGCACACGCUGGUGCUGAUUCGCCACGGUGAGAGUGAGUGGAACAAGAAGAACCUCUUUACGGGCUGGUACGACGUGCAGCUCUCGGAAAAGGGCAACAAGGAGGCGGCCGCUGCCGGGCAGCUGCUUAAGAAGGAGGGAUACACCUUCGACAUUGCCUACACGUCGUAUCUGAAGCGCGCUAUCCGUACCCUUUGGCACGUGCUGGAACAGACCGACCAGAUGUGGAUCCCCGUGUUCAAGACCUGGCGUCUCAAUGAGCGCCACUACGGCGCGCUCACGGGUCUAGACAAGCAGGCCACGGUCGAGAAGCACGGUGCUGAGAAGGUUCUUGAGUGGCGACGUAGCUACAACAUUCCGCCUCCGGACCUCGACACGUCCAGCGAGUACUACCCGGGCAAUGAUAUCCGGUACAAGGACGUCCCUAAGGCGGAUCUGCCUCUGGCCGAGUCUCUGGAACUCACGGCCGCCCGCGUACUGCCCGAGUGGGAGAGCACCAUUGUGCCUAGCAUCAAGGCGGGCAAGAACGUGGUGAUCGCCGCUCACGGUAACAGUCUGCGUGCUCUUGUCAAGCACCUGGACAAUAUCUCGGAGGACGAGAUCACGGGCCUCAACAUCCCCACGGGCGCCCCGCUCGUCUACCACCUGGACGAGAACCUCAAGCCCAUCCCGCACAAGGACGCCAUUGCACCUCUCAGCGCCUUCUACCUGGGAGACCAGGACGAGAUCCGAGCCCGUAUCCUCGGCGUCAAGAACCAGACCAAGUAAGUUAGACUCACUUGGUAAGAAGGAAAUACUGGGAUGUAGAGACCAUCCGCUGUAGCCAAAUCAUGGUAAUAAACCUUCGCGUAGAACGCAUAAACGACUUCUAUCGACAGCAACUUGGUUACGGAAAACUAAAUCAACCGUCCGGCCAUGCAGG
Messenger RNA from Phytophthora nicotianae INRA-310, 1091 nucleotides. RefSeq lists its product as hypothetical. The transcript has a single exon. The coding region runs from base 59 to 937 and encodes 292 amino acids. Gene Ontology annotation, molecular function: intramolecular phosphotransferase activity. Gene Ontology annotation, biological process: glycolytic process. Lineage: Eukaryota; Oomycota; Peronosporomycetes; Peronosporales; Peronosporaceae. The record is from RefSeq and is a predicted model, not a curated record.